CACUCACACACACUCUUAAAACUUCCAGAUAACACAGGAAACGCAUAGGUCUAACAAUUUGCACAAUAUUAUGAGUGUAAACAGGUAAUGCUGACAAAGGAAGACUGAAGCGGUGCAAACGUCUGAAUAAGUCUGGACUGCUAAAACGCAGAGUGCACACAGGAUUCUGGUAUUUGGUUCUUCUGAACUCCGAGGCUUCCUGCCUUUUAUCUGCGGCUCUCCCUCUGCCGAUUGGUCAGCCUGCCGCUGGUGCCACCCACCAAUCAGGACAACCGGCCCCCACAGGUGGAAUCCAAUCACCCGAUUGACCUGUUAGGAGACUGUGGGAGAGAGAGCAAAAGGAAGGGCAGGAGGGGAGAAAACACAACACGUAACACUCUCCAACUUCGUUGCCCAUCAUGGCAGUCUUGUUCAUGGUGGCGCUGGUCAUCUCCCUGCCAGGCCUCAUUAACAGCUUCCAACCACUCUUCUCAUUUGAUGGGAAUUCCACCACUCACCGUGACAUCACACAAAGGGCAGUCCUCAGAAAGACGGCUGAGGUCUGCCGAGAUAUUGCUGCCUCUGAGGGACGGGACUUCAGCCUGACUAUUGAUGACAGCCUGUCAACUGACAAGGUGCAAAGGGCCUGUUCCACUACAGAUUCCUCCACCGCUCUCCUCUCGACUGUCAUAUUCAGAACGUCCAUCGCCAACAUGUACUUCGGCAACGCAAAAGUGGACGUGGUUUUUGCGCUGAGUGAGGAGCACCAUUUUGAUGACGAGACCUUCCAGGGAGGACGGGAUGUCAUAACAGCAGGUGUGUCCGCCGUGAAGGCCAGUGUGAAGCUGGAGAACUUUAUCGCAGGGAGAUGGACUCUUGGAAGAGCCUGUCAUACCCUACAGGACUUCUACAGCCACAGUAACUGGGUGGAGCUGGGGAACAAUGCUCCUUACAGCACUCUGAUCACACCAGAUCAACCUCUCGAGAACUUGGCAGGCCUAAGUACACCAACAUGUAGAAACUGUACAGGAGGUAACUGUGAGAACAACCUGCUGCAGCAGGGGCUUCUCACUUCAGGGUACUUCAACGUCUUCUCCUCAGCGAAACCUGCAGGUAAAUGCAGCCACGGUGGAUCAUUUGACCAGACGAGCAGACAUGACCCAGUGGGAGGCAUUAAUAAGGAUGAUGUUGGGUCCAGCCAUGGCUCACUUCACCACAAAGCAGCUGAUUUGGCUGUGAAUGCCACUAUGGAGCUACUGGAGGACAUCAGACUAGCUGUCGGAGACAAGAACUUCCUGCGACUGAUGGGCCUCUCCCAGUCCUCUGUGCUGUGUUUUGUCAUUGACACCACAGGCAGUAUGAGCGAUGACAUAGCUGAGGCUAAGAGAGUUUCCUUCGACAUCAUUGACAGUAAGAGGGGAACCCAGCAGGAGCCCUCUGCCUACAUAUUGGUACCAUUCAAUGACCCAGGUUUUGGACCUCUGAUUAUGACAACAAAUGCAGAUGUCUUCAAAGACAACAUUAACAAACUGUCUGCAAGUGGAGGAGGAGACAUCCCAGAGUUGUGCUUGUCUGGACUGCAGCUGGCCCUGACAGCUGCUCCCCCCUCCUCUGAGAUCUUUGUCUUCACUGACGCUCCAGCUAAAGAUGCUUACCUGAAAAGCACCAUCACAGCCCUUAUAGAGAGCUCCAAGUCUGUGGUUACUUUCAUGUUGACGGACGUCCUGGCUAGUGGACGGCGACGCAGAAGUUCUCAGCGUGUGAGUUCACGUUCAAUGAGCCAAUCAGAUGCACAGCUGUACCGGGACCUAGCCCGAGCCUCUGGAGGUCAGGCCAUUGAGGUCACCAAGUCGGACCUCUCUCUGGCUACAAGCGUAAUAAAGGAUUCAUCAGCCACUGCUGUGGUGACAGUUUUUCAGGUAGUGAGGAAUCCUGGACGGCCUGAUAAUUUUACAUUUACUGUUGAUGGAUCACUAAGGAACAUGACUGCCUACAUCACAGGAACAUCAUCUCUCACUUUUGAUCUCACCAGCUCUACAGGUGUGUCUCAGAGUUCCAGUCAGUCCAGUGGUCCUCUGGCAUCUUUCACCACAGCAGGAAACCUCCGUCGUUUAAGCUUCAACACUGACAAUCAAACCGGUUCAUGGGAAAUUAGAGUUAACUCUAAUAACCCCUACUCUGUUAAGGUCACAGGUCAAAGCUCAGUGAACUUCAUUUUUAAUCUUGUGGAAGCUCACAAGGGAGCCCAUGGGGACUUCAGUCUAAAGGAGGGACGUCCUCUUUCAGGUGGUAAUGCCAGCCUCUUGGUCUCUGUAACAGGCAGUGACACAGUAAAGGUCACAGGGGUCACUCUGUUUGACAGCUCAGGGCCAACAGAGGUUAACGGAUCCCUGCAGUCGGUGGGAAGUGGUAACUUCCUGGUGACAUUCAGUGGAGUCCCGGCAGGUGAAUUUGUGGUUCGCAUAAGAGGAGAGGACAGCAGCUCCACGUCCAGGUCAACACAGAGCAAGAGCUUCCAGAGACAAGCCCCCACACAGAUCAAGACAUCCAGCAUCUCUGUUACGGCCCUAGCCAACAACACCAACAUUGAACCAGGCUCCACCAUCUCCGUCCCUUUCACAGUCGCCACAACCACCAAUGGAGUUGUUAAUGACUCUGCAACCGGGACGUUCACAGUUCGAGCAAACAACGACCGCAGCUAUACUUCAACUUCACCCAGCACCGUUACCAUAGCGGCUGGCAGUGGAGGGAAAGCCAACGGCACCGUCACCUUAACAGCACCAGCCAGUGCUGCAUCAGGAUCAGACGUGACCCUUACCAUUGAGGCAGAAAAUACAGCUGCCAACGAUAUCAACUACACUGUCCUCAGGUUGUCUGUUGCUGCCAAGGUGACAGAUAUUACCCGCCCAGUGUGCCAGGUAGUCAGUUCAUCCACCGUUUGUCCAUCCUCUUCAUCACUCUGUACUUCCUCCCAGUGGGAAUUCAUCGCCAAUCUCACCGAUGGCAUCAAUGGAACUGGCAUUGAGAGCGUCGCCAUCCGCAAAGGGAACGGUACCCUAAAUACCAGCACAGUGGCUGGAGCAGGGGGUGAGAACAUUACAGUGGCUACCUACAAAGCCUCCUGCUGUUCACAGAAUGUAGAGCUGGCUGCUGUGGACAAAGUAGGUAAUGUGGGGAUGUGUGUGGGACAGGCUAAAGGUUCUACCACGACCGCCCCUGUGACGACAGCUGCACCUAACACAACAUCCACCGGAGGGCACGCAGAGAGCAUAUCACACUAUCUCUGGAUCAGUGUUGUAGUUUCUCUCCUUUGGAAGUAAAUGGGAAUUGCAGUGUAGUUGUGGAAUUAUAGCACAUGAAUAGUCUUUUAUAGCUUUUCUUUUUGAAUUUCCACAGGUUAAAUAAAAUAUUUCCUAUUUGAAUAAUAUCAUUGGUACUGAUCUCUUUAAAAACUAAUUU
This is a messenger RNA of Anarrhichthys ocellatus (wolf-eel), 3438 nucleotides long. It is a transcript of the gene vwa10.2, whose product is annotated as von Willebrand factor A domain containing 10, tandem duplicate 2. The coding region runs from base 399 to 3299 and encodes 966 amino acids. The record is from RefSeq and is a predicted model, not a curated record. Lineage: Eukaryota; Metazoa; Chordata; Actinopteri; Perciformes; Anarhichadidae. The transcript has 18 exons.